Molecule: messenger RNA, 2231 nt
Organism: Penaeus monodon (black tiger shrimp)
Lineage: Eukaryota; Metazoa; Arthropoda; Malacostraca; Decapoda; Penaeidae
Product: amino acid transporter AVT1D-like
Exons: 8
Coding region: 602-1993 (463 amino acids)
Biological process (GO): L-alanine transport; amino acid transmembrane transport
Cellular component (GO): vacuolar membrane
Molecular function (GO): L-alanine transmembrane transporter activity; L-proline transmembrane transporter activity
Source: RefSeq, a predicted model, not a curated record
CAUAGACCUGUCUACAUGCACCUAUAUCUAUACUUACAUAGACCUGCAUAAAUGUACGCAUCUAGACCUAUCUAAACGUACAUAUAUGCGCUUGUACAGACGUACCUAAAUGUAUAUACGAAAAUACGUUUAUUUUAUUUUAUUUUUUUUUUAAGUUCCCGCUUCACACUUCAGCGUGGAAGUAACAUGGGGCAGGUGGCCAGUUCACAUAUUCAGCGACCUUCCCAUCCGCAUACUCACAUACGUCACCGUUACCAGAUCGUCACCGUCGCUUCAUCGGACCAGCAGUGUAUCCACAUCCUCCAAGAACCUCUUCGGAUACAGACGCGUGUUCGCUUUCGGGAGAAACGCGAUUUCGAAAUUUCAUUUUGUUGUUUUUUGUUGUCUUUUUCCCAGCGUUUUUACAGGUCCAAGAUCUAUCGAAACGAUCUGUUCGAAUGUUUUUUUUUAAUUGGGAGGGAGAGAGGAGGAUAUGCGUGACGUGUAUGUAAUGUGAUAGUUGUAAUAUAAUAGUAGUUUGAUUUGAAUAUAUAUUUUUUUACAAUACGCAAGAAGAAAACGAAAGAGGAAAAAAAAGGAAGAAAAAAAAAAAAUUGCCGAGAUGUCUGUCAGCAAGAAAUCGAUCUCAUCCAUCUCGGGAUCUAUCAGCGAGAAGGGAGCGUCCCUCAGCAUAACAGGAGUCGAGGAGGACGUGAAAGCAGGCAAAAAGGGCCUGAGUACCGGGAUGACCUCCUUCUUCCUGGUGGCACAGAUGGCCGGCGCUGGAUUCCUGGCACUGCCCCGGGCCCUCGCUGACACUGGCUGGUUUGGUAUCGCCAUGAUGACCAUAUUCUGCGUGAGUGUAGCUUUCUCUGGCACUCGCCUCGGCCGCUGCUGGACCAUCCUGGAAGAGAGGUAUCCAGAAUACUCGCAGCCAGUGAGACAACCAUACAUGGAGAUCGCCUAUAGAUCGAUGGGAUUAGCAGGGAGACGCGCCGCCUUGGCUUCAGUCGUGAUAAACUUAUACGGAAGCACUACCGUCUUCAUCAUUCUCAUCUCGCAAAUGAUUUCUUCCCGCGAGAGUGUCCUUUCUCUGUGCGAACUCGUGCUGAUUGUUGGAUUUCUCAUCAUCCCUCUCACCUGGUUGGGGACGCCGAAGGAUUUCUGGCAGGCUUCCGUGUUGGCAGUGGUGUCAACGGUGGUAGCGUGUGUUGUCAUCAUCGUCCAGAUCCUACUGGAAGCACCCAACCUUCCAGAACCCGUGUUCGACAAUCCUACAGUGUCAUCCUUCUCCUUGGGUUUCGGGGCCAUCCUGUUUUCCUUCGGCGGGUCGGCUGUGUUCCCGACCAUCCAGAAUGACAUGCAGGAUCGGACUCAAUUCUGGAAGAGCGUCGUUGUGGGCUUUGCAGCAACUAACCCCUUUUCCCAACGCUUCUCUCUCCCUCUCUCCCGCACAGUGAUCCUCUCCCUGUACGUCCCUGUGGCGUCUGUGGGUUACAGCAUCCUCGGGCAAGAUGUCGAGAGCAACAUCUUGCUCUCUGUACCCAAGGGCGUGGCUGUUAAUAUCGCUAUCAUUCUGGAAAUUAUCAAUCUUCUCAGCACUUUCAUCAUCAGCUUCAACCCUGUGGCGCAGAGUCUUGAGGAUAUUCUGAACGUUCCUAAUAAAUUCUGUCUCAAGCGCGUGCUACUUCGAUCCUCUAUGGUGAUGCUGCAGAUGCUCAUUUGUCUCGCUGUACCGGACUUCGGCCUGAUCCUUAACCUGAUUGGCGGAUCUUGCAUCACUCUGUGUACGUUCGUGUUCCCUCCCAUCAUGUACAUAAGGCUUAUGGACAUGGAGGGGGAGCCCAGCUGGCCCAAGAGAAAGCUGCCUCUUUGGGAGCGAGUUUACCUGAUAGAGAUCCUGAUCGUCGGCGUCGUUGGCGGGAUUUGCUCCACUGUCUCGGCUGUCAUCGCCAUCUUGGACCCGGCUGGCUUCCAGAAAAAUUGCUUCGUCAACUUUUUCGAUCUUUUUUAAAAGGUCUGCGGGCUGAAAAUAAUAAAAAAAAAAAGAAAGAGAGAAAAAAUGAAAUAAUUGGUCGAUUUUUUAAAAAAUAAUUUUAAAGGUAUUCAGUCUUAGCAUAUAAAAAGGAAAAGUAUAUAUGUAUUGUAAUGAAAUCCAAGUCUUCAGUCUGAGUAUUGAAAAAUAUGUAUAAUGAUAAUUUUACUUGGAUAGAAACUUUGAGUGUAAAAAAAAAUAUAUUCUUUUAGACUUA